AUGCCUUCUACAAUCACAAAGUCGCUCGUUCUCCUCCUGUGUACCUUUUUGGGCCUUGUUUGCGGCACCUUGUAUCUAUACUCGUCGUACUCGCCUCAGUUGGCCCAAAGACUCAACUACCUGGCCACAGACUCUUCCUUGAUAGCACUCUGUGGAUCACUAGGUGUUGCUGUGACGGGGCCCGUGGCUGGAGUUGUUGUCGACCGCAAGGGAUACUCGGUCAGCUUGUUCAUAGGCGGAACUUCUAUCUGUUUGGCAUAUUAUGGCCUCAAACAGCAAUACUCCCAGGCCUUGUCUAGUUUAUGGUACCUGUGCUUCUUGCUAUUCAGCGUGGGAUUGGGAUCCACAUUCAUCAACUCAGCAUGCCUCAAAUGCUGCGCUGUGCUGUUUCCCAACAUCAGAGGCGUGGCCACGUCGCUCCCUUUGGCAUUGUACGGUUUGUCGGCGAUGUUUUACUCCGUCGUCGCGUCCGUGUACUACCCCGGUGAUACCUCGGGGUUUCUCGGCUUCUUGAUUUUGUCUGUGGGCGUGAUAACCGUUAUCUGCUCGCCGCAAUUGAUGCUUUGUGACUUCAGAGACUUGCUGCCAAAGCGCCACAAAGCCAGCAACUCCGAGAUCAUCCAAUUGACUACCAUCGGACAGAAAAUUGACUCGGAGCCGAUCAAGUACCACGCUCUCAGGGGUCGAAUUGCUACGAAACCCCGCUUCUGGCUCCUUUUCAUCGCCACUGGUGCCUUUGCAUCGCUAGGCCAAAUGUACAUCUACACCGUCGGCUAUAUGGUCAAGGCAUUGGUCACCAACACGUUUACUACACCGGUUGAUCCUACCGCAGAGUACGUCCCCAUGGAGGUCGUCAUCCAGCAGGAACAGCAGGUUCAAGUGGGCCUCUUGUCUGUCGCAAAUUGUGUGGGCCGCCUUCUGGCGGGCAUUCUAGGUGACAUUAUCAGUCAGAGCUUCAGAAAACCCCGUGGAUGGCUUUUGUUUAUCCCGGGAAUUGGCCUUGUGGCUACACAGAUCAUGGGCUUGAGUAUCACCGAUCCGCAUCAUCUAGAGUGGGCCUCCAUGCUCCAAGGCUUUUUCUACGGAUUUACGUUUUGCAUUAUGCCGAUUAUCGUCGGAGAUGUUUUCGGAAUGGAGAACUUCUCAGGAAACUGGAAGUAUGUACCUCCAAACCGGAGGGCCAAGUCCAGUCCACAAUCAGAGCCUGAUAAGCUCAAAGAGAGAAAGGAAAGGUUUAACAAACCUCAAAAGCUGGAUUAUGGCUACGUGUCGCGAGGCGAGGAGAACAAGCUUCAAAAAGAUGCCGGCGCCCGCGAGGCCUACUUCGAAGACAUCAAAAAGAUGGACCGCAAGAAGCCGGAUCCUAUCCUAGACUCUCUUAGAAAACUACGAGAGGCAAUGCUCCAUUUGACGUUGGACAAAUUCACCAAGGAAGUGUACAUGUACUCUUUUGAGUUCGGAGCCAGCGUCGGCAAGUAUCAGACGUAUGUGCCAUGCGGGCAGUUUCUUCUACGAACCAACCUAAUGACUCAAGAAGAGACGGCUUCGGUGGCUGCUAUAAUGACGCUACAUAUCUCUCACUGCAAUCAUGACAGUGGUAGAGCAUGGCUGCUAUAUUUCCGCCAUUUCAGCAGACAAGACCCUUUGUACGCUGUGCUCGAGGCAUGGGAUCUUGACGAUUAUGUCACAUGGAUGGAGCUAUUUCGAAACGAAAAGGACAAAUCCAGAAAGCAGGUAAUGGAGCUCGGGUCUGGCAAGAUGAUGCGCCACAUGGCCAAGUGUCUCACAGUGCUGUAUUUCACAAUGGCCGCCGACGAAAUGGCUCAGCUCGUCAACAGCGAUCUAGGUCGCUUCAUUGAACAGUACAAACUCGGCUGGACCGUUGAAAAAGGAAUAGUCACCCUACGCAGUAGAAAUAGAUAA
Molecule: messenger RNA, 1923 nt
Organism: Candidozyma duobushaemuli
Lineage: Eukaryota; Fungi; Ascomycota; Pichiomycetes; Serinales; Metschnikowiaceae
Exons: 3
Coding region: 1-1923 (640 amino acids)
Biological process (GO): transmembrane transport
Cellular component (GO): membrane
Molecular function (GO): transmembrane transporter activity
Source: RefSeq, a predicted model, not a curated record